CGCCAACGAGAUGCAUCUUUCAUCUACCUAUAAGAGUAUAGUUGCACAUCUCUUACAACAGUAUACACCGAACAAAUCCCCAUCAAGCAUCUGAUUGCGCAUAGUGCUAGUGAAUCAACAAUCUACGUAUAAUGCCGAGCCGCAAACGCGCGGCGCUAGGGGUCAUAGAUCUUACAGAUGAGUCUCAAAAUCGCAGUAACAAGCAAGUGUGUGGGUCAAAUGGACAAGUGCAACCACCUCCAAGUCAAAGUUCUUACGACGAGGACCUUGAGGCCUAUGGGGACGAGCUUAUCGCAGGCACCCAGGAAUAUAAUGAAGGCACUUGGCGACGAUUGCAGUUCUAUGGAACGCUGAGUACCAAGAUCGUAGGAGUGCAGUACUACGCAGGUCAGGCUACAGCGGGAGAACUGUUUUUAGUCCGACGCGAGCCGAAUAAUAUGUACGAUCGUAACGCCAUACGUGCCCUGAACGUAAGAGAGGAGCAAAUUGGUCACAUACCCAGAGCAGUGGCCGCAAAAUUGGCAAAGUACAUGGAUAGUAAUGCGUUGCGCAUUGAAGGGGGUAUUAACGGCUAUAUUGGCCAAUUUGAUUGCCCUAUCAAGCUAAAGCUCUAUGGCUCAUCAGACGAGGUCGUCAAGAGAGAUCUUGUGAACCAGAUGAGAGCCGAGAAGUUACCGUUAGACGGCAUUAGAGAAGCCGAGGCAGAGACGAGAAGAAAUGCUAAGCUGGAAGCAGGCAGGUUAAAAGAACUCCAGAAAUUGCAGCGCGAGGCGAAGAAGAACGGCGGCGCAGUUGUAGGUGGCCCGCAGCAAUAUGUAGGAGGCGGAUCUGUUGGAAUUGGCCCUACCCCAGACUUGACAGAUAUCAUCAACGGAAGUGAACGCUUUACUUCGCGGAGUGUGGGACAGAUGACCGAGGACUAUGGAAAAAGGGAGGCCGAUCUGGAAACCAUGCCGAUGGCAAAGCAGCCUGAGGCCCUUUCAGCGGAACUGCUACCGUUUCAAAGGCAAGGUCUGCAUUGGUUGCUAUCGAAAGAAUCACCUCAGGUGCCAGCUAAGGGAUCGAAUGAUAUUUGCCAGCUUUGGAAGCGAUCUAGUAGAGACCCUAAUAUCAUUACUAACAUCGCUACCAAUUUCAGCUUGAAGGGAAGCAGUCCUGCCAUGGCCAGUGGUGGAAUUCUUGCUGAUGAUAUGGGUCUGGGCAAAACAGUUCAAAUCAUAAGCUUAAUCGUCGCAGAUAGGGCUUUUCGGCAGCAAGACGGGCUCGAUACCUCCGCAACUUUGAUCAUCGCCCCCUUGGGAGUCAUGAGCAACUGGAGCUCACAAAUCGAGCGUCACGUGAAGACUAAGCAUAGACUACGAGUUAUGACCUAUCACGGUAAUAGAAAAUUGAAACUUGAUGCUAGCGAGAUCAAGAAUUACGAUGUGGUGAUUACCACAUACGGUACUGUAGCAACUGAAUACUGGAGUACAAAGCAACCCCAAGUUCCCAUGAAGCAAGGUCUGUUCUCUGUCGAAUGGCGUCGGGUAGUUGUGGAUGAGGGCCAUGGUUUGCGUAACCCCACCGCAAAGAAGACCGUUGCGGCGAUGAAUUUGAUGGCUCAAUCAAGAUGGAUUCUGACGGGGACGCCCAUUAUUAACACUCUCAAAGAUUUCUACAGUCUGACCAAAUUCAUCAGGCUAUCUGGAGGGCUUGACAGAUUUGAACUAUUCAAUGCAGCCAUCAUUCGACCUGUCAAUGCGGGUGACCCGCUUGGUAUUGGCUUACUCCAGACCCUCAUGCAGGACAUCUGCUUAAGGAGGAGGAAAGACAUGAAGUUUGUCGACUUGAAGCUGCCCAAAUUGACAGAGUAUGUCCACAAGAUUACCCUACUGGAGCAUGAGCAACAGAAAUACGAUGCACUAGAAGCCGAAGCCAAAGGAACGCUCAGUGAUUACCAGGCUCGACAAGCCAGUUCUGGCCAGAGCGCAAUGAAGGCUUAUCGCCACCUUCUCGAGAUCCUCAUCCGUAUGAGGCAACUCUGUAAUCACUGGAAAAUGUGUGGCGAAGAGCGCUUCAAGGAUAUCAUGGAGAUAUUGGAAAAAGAGAAAGUGCUUGAUCUUACCCCCGAGAACAAGGCGGCCUUGCAGUCCAUGUUACAGCUGAACAUUGAAAGCCAGGAAGACUGCCCCAUAUGUCUCGACAACCUCAAGGAGCCCGUAAUCACCUGCUGCGCACACAUUUUCUGCAACGCCUGCAUCGAAACGGUCAUCGACACGCAGCGAAAAUGCCCAAUGUGUCGUGCGGAGCUCCCUGCUAUCACCAGUCUUGUCCAUCCUGCGAAAGAGGAAAAGCCGCAGCAGUCUAAUAUUGACACAGAAAACAGCAGCAGCAAAGUCGAGGCCUUACUAUCCAUCCUUCGCGCAUCGAGUAAGAAGAUGGGGACCAAGACUGUUGUCUUUAGCCAGUGGACAACGUUUCUCGACAUUGUGCAGGCCCAGCUCGAUGAAGAAGGCUUCAAUUACACACGAAUCGACGGGCGGAUGACAGCCACUCAGCGCGACUCAGCCAUGGAUGAGUUGGAGAAGAACGAAGAAUGCACAAUUAUGCUGGCCAGUCUGGGUGUGUGCUCCGUCGGGCUGAAUCUAGUUGCUGCAAACCAAGUCGUGCUUGCAGAUACAUGGUGGGCCCCAGCAAUCGAAGACCAAGCCAUUGACCGUGUACAUCGACUCGGGCAAAAGAAGCCGACGACUGUGUUUCGACUCGUUGUUGAGGGUAGUAUUGAGGAGAAUGUGCUCCAGAUUCAAGGCGACAAGCGGAAGCUGAUGAACUUGGCGUUUGCGGAGAAGGCCGGAAAACGGGACGCCGGUGUGAAAAAUGCAAGGCUGGCGGAUAUCGAAAGGUUGCUUGCUUAGUACGUUGGCUUCUCGAACAAUAUGAUGUCGUAUGCUUUGGAGUAUAAAGGCGUUGUGUCAAGACAAAAGAGCUACAAACAGGGGUCUGCGGAAUUCGGGGUUCAACUAUGUAGUCUAUAUGUGCUUCUAAGCUUUCUCGGACUUCAUGCCUUGGAAUAACGACGAAGACACCAGUCACGUCACU
This is a messenger RNA of Pseudovirgaria hyperparasitica, 3078 nucleotides long. RefSeq lists its product as uncharacterized. The transcript has 9 exons. Lineage: Eukaryota; Fungi; Ascomycota; Dothideomycetes; Acrospermales; Acrospermaceae. The record is from RefSeq and is a predicted model, not a curated record. Gene Ontology annotation, molecular function: ATP binding; ATP-dependent chromatin remodeler activity; nucleic acid binding. Bases 132 to 2894 code for a protein of 920 amino acids.